Molecule: messenger RNA, 437 nt
Organism: Gongylonema pulchrum
Lineage: Eukaryota; Metazoa; Nematoda; Chromadorea; Rhabditida; Gongylonematidae
Source: the annotation of a GenBank genome assembly
AUGCAACAGUUAAGUUCUGGUUCAUCGAUACUCACUGUUCGGCUGCGAAAUGAUUCCCCGUUCGAAAUGAUCAACUGGCACUUGGCACUAACAGCUGUGUUUUGCAGUGAUCAUUUGCGAAUUCCAUUGCUUUUCCGAACACAGCUGUUCAAAUGUUUUCACUUAUCCAGCAACAGGGAACCAUGUGCUUUUCGACUUGCUCUUGAACCCCUAUCAGAAGCAGCUUUGCUGCAAUGGAUUACUGGAAUGAGUGUGGAAAAAUCUGACUGUGUGAAUUAUGCGAUUGUGGACGAUGACAGUAUCAGCUAUCCACUUACAAUUCAGAUCAAAAAACGAGGGCUAAGUUAUGAUGUGUUGUUGAAAAUGAAAAAUGAUAAGCUAGCAAAUGCAUUGAUCAACGAACUGAAGCUGAGGAUUUUGGUAUGUUCGAAGUGAAU